Electrophorus electricus (electric eel) is the source of this 871-nucleotide messenger RNA. NCBI's taxonomy places the organism in Eukaryota, Metazoa, Chordata, Actinopteri, Gymnotiformes, Gymnotidae. The record is from RefSeq and is a predicted model, not a curated record.
AUGUUUGUGUUCAAGGUGACUGUGGGUCUGUUGGCCCUGUUGUUAGUAGGCUCUGUCAGAGCCAAGGAGGAGUUGCUGGAUAUUCCUGAGCUGUCUGUGGGAGAGUUGUUGGAGAGAGCUAACAAAGACAUCAUUUGUAACUUUGAUGAGCCUGAGCUCAUUGAUGACAUUGCUGUUGAUCCCAAGAGGAACGCCGAUCCCUGCACCUCCCAAGGCUGCAUGUGGCCCAAGUCCAGUGACGGCAAAGUCCACGUGCCCUACGUCAUCGCCAACCACUUCUCCUCCCGUGAGCUGCAGGUCAUUCAGCGUGGUCUGGUCUCCUUCUCCUCUGUUGCCUGCAUCCAUUUCAGGCGCCGCUCCAAUGAGAGGGAUUAUAUCAGCAUUGAGUCUUGCAAUGGAUGCUACUCAUUCGUUGGUCGCCGUGGUUAUGCUCAGACAGUGUCUCUGGACCGUAAUGGCUGUAUCUACCACCACACCGUCCAGCACGAGCUUCUCCAUGCUCUGGGCUUCAACCAUGAACAGACCCGCAGUGACCGUGACAACCACAUCCUUGUUGUCUGGGAGAACAUUAUUGAUAACAUGAAGCACAAUUUCAACAAGAUUGCUACCCUCAACCAGGAAACUCCCUAUGACUACAACUCGGUCAUGCAGUACCACAAAACUGCAUUCUCUAAGAAUGGUCUGCCUACCAUGGUCCCCAUCCCCAACAGCAAUGUAGCCUUUGGCCAGGCAACGCAGAUGAGUCAAAAUGACAUCACCAGACUCAAUAGACUCUACAAGUGCUAAACUACCAUAGAAGGCUGGUCUUCCUGGAGGAUGCUGUAGCGACUUGUCUUUGAUCAUAGUGCUCGACAUAGUGCUUUAACAACAA